Messenger RNA from Dromaius novaehollandiae (emu), 972 nucleotides. It is a transcript of the gene GIPC3, whose product is annotated as GIPC PDZ domain containing family member 3. The coding region runs from base 1 to 972 and encodes 323 amino acids. Gene Ontology annotation, molecular function: protein binding. NCBI's taxonomy places the organism in Eukaryota, Metazoa, Chordata, Aves, Casuariiformes, Dromaiidae. The record is from RefSeq and is a predicted model, not a curated record. The transcript has 6 exons.
AUGCGGCGGGCAGGCAGGCGCGGCAGGCCGGCCGAGGAGGACAGCCCCAUGGAGAACGGCGUGGGGCAGGAGCCGGGGGCUGCCGAGGCACCCGCUGCCGAGGGUGCCCCAGCACCCCGAGCCCCCCGGGUCCGCCCGCGGCUGGUGUUUCACACCCAGCUGGCCCACGGCAGCCCCACGGGCCGCAUCGAGGGCUUCACCAACGUCAAGGAGCUCUAUGCCAAAAUCGCUGAGGUCUUCAGCAUCUCGCCCACCGAGAUCCUCUUUUGCACGCUCAACACACACAAAGUGGACAUGCAGAAGCUGCUGGGGGGGCAGAUCGGCCUGGAGGACUUCAUCUUUGCCCACGUCCGGGGCGAGACGAAGGAGGUGGAGGUGACCAAGACUGAGGAUGCCCUGGGCCUCACCAUCACGGACAACGGGGCUGGCUACGCUUUUAUUAAGCGAAUAAAGGAGGGGAGCAUCAUCAACCGCAUCCAGACGGUGUGCGUGGGCGACAGCAUCGAGGCCAUCAACGACCACACCAUCGUGGGCUGCCGGCACUACGAGGUGGCCCGGAUGCUGCGGGAGCUGCCCCGGGCUCAGCCCUUCACCCUCCGCCUGGUGCAGCCCAAAAAGGCCUUUGACAUGAUCGGGCAGAGGACGCGGAGCAGCAAGUGCCCGGGCGAGGGCAGAGUGGCCAGCGGGAAGGAGACGCUGCGGCUGCGGGCGAAGGGCGCUGCCACGCUGGAGGAGGGGCCCAGCGCCUUCGAGGAGGAGGCCGCCCGCCGCGUGGACGACCUGCUGGAGAGCUACAUGGGCAUCCGCGACAGCGAGCUGGCCUCGACCAUGGUGGAGACGGCCAAGGAGAGCCGCGGCGCGGCGGCGCUCGCCAGGGGCCUGGCCGCGGUGCUGGGCGAGUUCGCCUUCCCCGAGGAGUUCGUGGCCGAGGUGUGGGCGGCCGUCGGCGAGGCCCAGGGGCGGCAGAAGUAG